Molecule: messenger RNA, 2757 nt
Organism: Amphiprion ocellaris (clown anemonefish)
Lineage: Eukaryota; Metazoa; Chordata; Actinopteri; Pomacentridae
Exons: 7
Coding region: 1129-1914 (261 amino acids)
Source: RefSeq, a predicted model, not a curated record
UCCUCCCGCCUCCCCCUUUCAUUUGCUCUGCAAAAGAAGAUACGCCAUUACGGUAGCAGUCGGUGUGGGGCUGAACACAACAACCGGUACUGCUCCUGCUUUAAUGUCGCAUGUUCAGUGUUUACAUCUUCUACACAUAAACCAACUUGGAGCAGGAGACAAGCGCGUUCAUAAAUGAGCAGAGGAGCGCAUGAGCUGUGAGCUGGAGGAGCAGUCGAGGAGCAGGUGCAGAAAAGUUGCUUCAACACCAAGAUUAUAGUGAAGGACUCUGGACAGGAAAAUCUGAGUGGAGAUUGAAUGUGCACAUGUAAAGACUGCAACUACACCUGUGAAAGAAGAUCGCUGUUACUGAAGCACUACAAACUUCUGCAUGGACAUUAUGGACGAGGUUACGCUUAUCCCUGCACCUACCACGAGUGCGUGUGCAGAUUCAAAACCUGGAAUAGCCUUUUGAGCCACUUGUCAUGAAAUCACUCCACUUUUAAAUCUCAAGAAAACAUCUCAACAUUCAUAUGUCCCAUUUGUGGUUGCAAUCAGGACUCCAUACCGGCGGAUUUUUUCAAGCAUAUAUUUGGCCACCUCAAAAACAGUGAAACUCUCACGUGCGUCUUCAGAAACUGUGAAUACAAAACAAACGUCUAUGAACGAUACAGAACUCAUAAAUACAGAAAACAUUCCAGUAAUGCUUGUGAUUUUAAACCAGGCAUUGUUCAAAUAGAUGAGAAUACUGAAGAAUUUGAUGGAAAAUUGUCAGAUGUGGAGAGCGAUAUUGACUGUCAAGAGGAUUUGAAUGUUCUAUCAAAAAGUGAUUAUUCUCAACACCUGGAAAAGUGUCUGGAGUGCAAAUUAGCUGCUGUUCUUCUCAAAUUAGAAAGUAUAUUUUUGAUAUCAAACACAGCUAAAGGAAACUUAGCGUACCACGCCUAUAACAAAGCAUUAACCCUAAACACAAAGCCGAAAUCUGACAUCUUGAAUGUUCUCACUGAGGACAUUUACAAGUACACCCCAUACCCUACAGAUGCUCAUUUCAGUGAAGUGGCAAAAGCACUGAUCGAAAAACAUCCUUGCUUGAAAGAACCUGGGUCGUUUAAUGGUGCUUACGGAUGGAAGCAGAGACUUAAGUACAAAAUGGGGAAUUACAGAACUCAGCUGAAAGUUCUUGGAUGCCCUGAGUUGUCCAUUAAUGCCAAGUCCAAAGAUGAUAAAUCUGCAGCCAGGAAGAUGAAACGAGCAAGAAGGGCAGAGGCCAACUUUUACCCGACGUUGCCUCUAGGAGAGACAAGUGAUACCCUUGAAAGAGAAAGACUUGAUAUACUGAUGGAAAUGCAGAAACGAAGCGACGACCAAGUUGUCCGUGACAAAAUGGCCAGGACAUUUGCCUAUAGACGACAAGAAGUGGUUGACCAACAGCCCAGGAUUGAGGACUUCAAGACCAGAUGGCCUGCCCUUUUUAGUGAACGAGAGGUUAAUGAAGAGUUCCACAGGCUGGUGGCCAUCCCUCUGGAGUCCCAGUUUUUCGAACAACUGGAUCACUACUCCAGCAGACUGUUGGCAUUGGCAAGAUCCAAGAGAGGGACAGCAGGGGACAAAAUCUCUCCAAUCUUGCAUACUUUUGACCAGGCCGAAGACAUCAAUGUGAAGAGAGAAUGUCUCCUGAAGGCUCUCAUCAUUCUUCUUGGAGAGGAUACUCGUGAUCUUGUCAAAGAGUUUGUGGACAGUCAGCAAGAUGGCAUUCAGGCUGAUUUGGAGCAGGUGACCAUGGCAGUGUUUUCCAUUCGACAAGAAGGUUGUGCUGAACUUCCCCCCGGAGGACAUUGGUAUCGUUAUCGAAGGCAUAACAGUCUUGCAUGGACUCAACUCAGUCUCAUCUGCUUUUGCCUUAUUCUUCUUUCAACGUUUCGUGUUAUCCAAUAACACUUGGUCAGGAGAUUAUGGAGAAUAGAAAUUUGAAAACAACCAAAUAAACGUCUCCCAGGAAUUGAGUUUGAAUCAUACUGUUCCGUCGCCGUGACACCAAAGCUGAGCACCAGAUCAGAACUGCUAGUAUUUUAAAGCCAAAACAGUAGACGUUAUGCCUUAGCUACCUAGGUUAGCAUUUUUCGCAUUCCAUGUGGACCUCUCUCCACUUCCUGUAACGUCAGAGGCUAGGUUUUUCUGCGUGUACCAAACUCCAAACCUGAAAAAAAGGCUCAAUUUUUUUUACCCAACACCUACCCAAGUAGAGUAAACGUUUCAGUAAUAUUAGCAUAGCUGUUUAGUUGCAAUAUUUUGUUGUUGCUACCAUGGUUGCUAUGGAUACGGCUGCAGGAAGUUAGGAGAGGUCCACGGAAGAAUCAGGAAGUGAGCUUGUGGCAUAAGGUCUGUUCUGAUCUGGUGCUCAGCUUUGGUGUCACGGCGACGGAACAGUAUGAUUCAAACUCAAUUCCUGGGAGAUAGUUAUUUGCCUUUUUUCAAAUUUCUAUUCUCCAUAAUCUCCUGACCAAGUGUUAUUGGAUAACACGAAACGUUGAAAGAAGAAUAAACCAUUUUUUUUGUGUCCAGUUGACCGAAUCAAGUUUUUUUUCCAACUCAGCAAUUGAGAUUUAAACAGGUUAGAUUAGUUCUCUGAAUGUCUUUGAUAUUUUACUAAAAUAUACUGGUCAUUACAAGCAUGUUUUGUAUUAAUGGAAAAAGUGUGAGCAAGAACUUACACACUGUGUUCUACCUUUUAAAGUGUUCUGACGGAAAAAAAAUAAAUGUGACAUUACUGUCAAACGA